UAUUAAUUUGUUAUAAAAUCGCAGUUUACUUUUGUUAUUUGAAAUAAAACAUUAUUUUAUUAUGCAAAGAAACGUGAAGCAUUUAAGAAGGCAUGCAAGGGAAGUUGUUCAUUUCUAAUUUGUUUCAACUCAUUUUUUAAAAAUAAAUCGUGAAUAAAUCGCAUCGUGAGAUCAGAAUCGCGCAUCGCAUCGUGAGCUGAGUGAAUCGUUACAUCCCUAGUAUCCAGUGUUACGUUUAUUCUUUAGCAUUAGCUAACGCUAGCGCUUUCACCAAUAGACCAUAUGAUCAUCAGUAGCUGACGUGCUGUGGCUCAAUCACAUCUGCACUCUUAACGUGAUGACAACAAACUGUAGUACCAGUUAAGGUUUAAAUCCUUACGUGUAAUGAAGUAAAUCCAUGCUCGGAACAUUAUUACAUCUCUGUGAAGCUUCAUAAAACGGGGGACAGCCAAGCCUGACGGAACCACAGUCACGUCUGUAUUUAAACGCUGCAGGUCAUGACUAAACUAAAGUUUUGUAUUAUAGCACCAUUACAUAUUUAAUAUAUAGUAUUUAAACAAUACGAUGUAUUUCACUAAUCUAUAUUACACGUUAAUUCCCCCCAAAACGAGCGCUGGUAAAGCACAUUUGCUAUGGGUGAAUACAACCCGGAAGCUUUCCCGCCCCUGAGACUUUACCGGAAAUACGUAGGCAGCACUCUAUGCAUUGAAUGUGUCAAAAGUAGACAGGUUUGUGCGCCGAACGCCGCAUGGGGCUUGCCCCUAUUGGAUGCCGGCGCUCUGACUCACAACGCGGAAGCGCAACUCUGUGUUUACAUGCAGAAGACGAAGAAGUGCUCUCCUGAACGUGCUUUUGUGUAAGGAACUAAACUAUACAUUAUACAAAUUUAUAUUAUGAACUGAACAUUUAUGUUUAUUUGACUCUUGUCCCGUCUAGUAGUUGUAUCUGACUGGUAAGCGGUCGUGUAAUAAUGUACAGUCGGUCAGAGCGCAGGACACUUCCACAACAGCAGGUGGCAGUAUAAAAACAAAAGAACGAUCACGUGAACACAUCAAUAGCGGCGAGAGAGAGCGGAGAAAUACAGGCGGACAGCAGCUGCAUCUGUGUGUUUUCAGUUUAAAGUCGUGUCUCAGGCUGGAGUUUGUGUGGGCCGCUCAUGGGUGCGUCUGUGUGCCGGCACGGGCGCUCGCUCCUGUCUGGCCUGAAUCAUGGCAGGACCGGACAGAAGGACACUCUGUUGGGUGGCGAUGACUCUCUGGACGGGCUGGACAGACAGGAGGACAUUGCCCAGUUCCCAUAUGUGGAGUUCACAGGUCGUGACAGCAUCACCUGCCCUACCUGCCAGGGGUCUGGACGCAUUCCAUCAGGGCAAGUGAAUGAGCUGGUUGCUCUCAUCCCCUACAGCGAUCAAAGGUUACAGCCCAGGAGAACGAAGUCGUAUGUGGUACUGUCAGUGAUUCUGUGCCUCCUGGCAUCAUCACUGGUGGCCUUCUUCAUGUUUCCUCGUCCUAUGCUGGUCGUCGACGAUGGCAUUCGCUCCGUGACCGUGCACUUUGACCGAAACAACAGCAAAGUGCUCAUCAACAUGACGAGCUCCCUAAACUUCACCAACUCAAACUUCUUCACGAUGUGGGUGGACAGUGUCAGCUGUCAGGUGCUUUACAUGAAGACCGUCAUUGGAUCACAACAGCUUGACAAUGUCAUCCACAUUCAGCCUCUCAGCCAGAGACGGGUCAACUUCACUGUUAGCAUGGAAAUUGGUGGAAGCCUGUCGUAUGUUUAUGCCUUUUGCAGUAUGGCCAGCAUCAAGGUCCACAACAUUGUGGUUUUCAUGCAGACCUCAGUGAAAACCUCGUACAUGGUGCGGAGCGCGCAGAACACACUGGAAGCUUACCGCUACAUUGACUGCGGUGCCAACACCUCCGUCCACCAGCCCUCAGGAAUAACGUGGUCUAAACCUCACCUCCCUCACAAUGAAAAACUGCUCCGCUGAAACGUCAGCCCACGGAUGCUUGGGUUGUUCACGAUGGCACUACUUGGCAUCACUUUUGACAGAUCUGCUGUGGUAGUGAUUUAUUAAGGGAAUUAUUUAAUGUUGCUGUGAUUUCAGCGUGAAAGUAAUGUUGGGUUUUUUAAUGCCAGGUGCACUGUUCUAGACAUCGGAGUUUGUAUCUGGUGUAAGAAAUCAGUUUUGAAAAAACAUACUUAGAAAAAAAAGUUGAUUAGGUCCUAUGCAAAUUCACCCCAUUGUGUUUUGUUUGUGGUUUGUUUACUUUAAUGGCAAAGAUGUCUUAUUUUUAUGAGUGCAUUCUGUGUUCGUGUUUCAUUCAGCUCAGUCAAUACUUGAAUCUAUCAGUGAAAAAAGCACAUAGAAUAAGCAUAUUUAUAAUAUCGAGGUUGAACAACGUAGACCUGUUCUGAGUGUUUCUGCUUGAAAAAGUACAAAAGAUUUCAGUCAGACGGCUAACACUGUGCACGAGGUGACUUGCAAUCGAGCGAAUAUUAUUUUGGCUCUGUGAUGCCAUGAGAACUAAAAUAAGGGCAUUUAACUAAUAACUGUGUUUAUGUGCAAUAUGUUUUCAGAGUUGAAUUAGGACCAUAAUGUACCAAGUUCAAGCUCUUUUAAUGUAAUGAAAAUGACUCAUUUGAAUCCUUCGCAAACAUAAGCAUUUUGUAUCAUGUGGGCUUUGGUGUUUUAAAAACGGAUUUUGGUCCAAACAUGAUUUGGUUAAAUGAUUAUUUUUAUAUUAAAACUCCUCAACUUUAAUUGCAGUGAAAUGUAAGAAGUUUUCUCUAAGAAAACUGAGAGAAAUAAGUUGAUAUAAUGUUUUACGCAUGACGUUUGUAGAGAUAAUUAAAAGCAUUUUUGUCAUUA
This is a messenger RNA of Triplophysa rosa, 2875 nucleotides long. It is a transcript of the gene tmem106c, whose product is annotated as transmembrane protein 106C. Bases 1157 to 1993 code for a protein of 278 amino acids. The transcript has 8 exons. The record is from RefSeq and is a predicted model, not a curated record. NCBI's taxonomy places the organism in Eukaryota, Metazoa, Chordata, Actinopteri, Cypriniformes, Nemacheilidae.